AUGGAGCACAAAGAGCCUCUGCGCGGCUCUUGCAUGUGUGGACGAAAUCAAUACCUCAUUAGAAUCCCUGACAAUGCCACUGAUCACGCCCGGGUCUACUUCGACACCGGCCGGGACAACCGGAAGUCGUAUGGUACACCAUUAACCGCAUGGCUCCGAGUUCCUCUGGACUGGUAUGAAUCCUAUACCCAAUCUUUCUUCCCCGACGAGACGCAUGGUAGCAUCCGCCGCAUCUUCACUCCGCACCAUGCGCCGCACACGCAAAGGGUGUUUUGCGGCUUCUGUGGGUCGCCCCUCACAUACUGGAGUGAGAAUCCGCGGGAAGAAGCUGAUUUCAUGUCUGUGACUAUUGGGAGUCUUUACGGUGACGACCAGCGAAUCCUGGAGGACUUGCAUCUUCUUCCGCGGUGGGAAGAGUCCGAGUCGCCAGAUAUAUCUCCGCCAGCGGCAGAACAGUCACCCACUACUUUGGUCGCGGAUGCUCCUACUUCUCAAUCGACCGUCGUUGUGCCACCUGGUGUCUUCACCGAGGGUCUCUCUCGGACUGUCAGGCAUGGAAACACGAACGGGAUCCCCUGGUUUGAGGAAAUGAUCGAAGGCAGUGGGCUCGGCAGGCUGAUGAAGGCAAGAUACGGCGCCGGUGUGAGUGGUGAUCGAUCGACCACUAUAGAAUGGGAAGUUAGUGAUUGGACAAUCACAUCGGAAUUGGGGAGCCCGUCUAGUCAAUCUGGCGGGAAAAGAAAACUUGAAGAGCUGCACAAUGACUGA
This is a messenger RNA of Aspergillus nidulans FGSC A4, 768 nucleotides long. RefSeq lists its product as uncharacterized. NCBI's taxonomy places the organism in Eukaryota, Fungi, Ascomycota, Eurotiomycetes, Eurotiales, Aspergillaceae. Bases 1 to 768 code for a protein of 255 amino acids. The transcript has 3 exons. The record is from RefSeq and is a predicted model, not a curated record.